Molecule: messenger RNA, 2275 nt
Organism: Eutrema salsugineum
Lineage: Eukaryota; Viridiplantae; Streptophyta; Magnoliopsida; Brassicales; Brassicaceae
Exons: 11
Coding region: 194-2275 (693 amino acids)
Source: RefSeq, a predicted model, not a curated record
UUCUCCGCUUCUCCUGUUGUGUCACUUUUUCGAUAAACCCCAAAUGAAGGCAGAAUCUCGAGGAGCAAGAGCUUAAAACCCUAAAUUCGAUUAAAUAGUUGGAGAAACGAAGCGUGUAUUAAUUGUUGGAGAACAACCUAAAGUUAGCUAAUUUCUAGCUGCUAAGAGAAACCAGGUGAGAGAAUCUACUAGUAUGUCGAGCAAAACCAUGGAUGUGCUAGAAGGUCUGGUUAAAGAUAGUUCGUUAAAAUGGUUGCUUGGGAAGCAAACUUCUUUCGAUGAAGAGAUCGAUGAGAUGGAGAAUUCUACUUCUGCUGGAGCGAAUUGGAUACCUGAGCUUUCUCCAGUGGCAAAUGUGGUUAUCCGCAGAUGUUCAAAAAUACUUGGUGUUUCAGUAAGCGAGCUACAAGUUAGUUUCAAACAAGAGGCUUCUGAAUCUGUAAAGCAGCCUUCAAUGUUUGCAAGGAACUUUCUAGAGUACUGCUGUUUCAGGGCACUUGCACUCUCUGUGGGAGUAACAGGUCAUCUAAGCGAUAAAACGUUUCGGCGUUUAACAUUUGACAUGAUGGUUGCUUGGGAGGUCCCUUCUGCUGCUAGCCAAACUUUACUCAGUGUUGAUGAAGAUCCAACCGUCGGUUUAGAAGCCUUCUCUCGGAUUGCUCCAGCGGUUCCGAUAAUAGCUGAUGUGAUCAUAUGUGAAAAUUUGUUCGGGAUGCUGACUUCUUCAUCAAACGGUGUUCGGCUUCAUUUCUAUGUUUAUGACAAGUAUUUGUAUGGACUUGAAAGAGCAAUAAAGAAGAUGAAGAGCCAGUCCGAGUCAUCUCUGCUCUCUGGUGUUCGAUCAAAAGGAGAAAAGAUUCUUGAGAUCGACGGGACUGUUACUACACAACCAGUUCUUGAACAUAUUGGAAUAUCUACAUGGCCAGGCCGCUUGAUUCUGACUGAUCGUUCUCUCUAUUUUGAGGCUAUAAAGGUUGUGUCUUUCGACACACCAAAGCGCUAUAGCCUAUCUGAAGAUCUGAAACAAGUCAUUAAACCCGAGUUAACCGGUCCUUGGGGCACUCGGCUUUUCGAUAAGGCUGUCUCUUACAAAUCUAUUUCCCUACCAGAACCAGUAGUAAUUGAGUUCCCUGAACUCAAAGGCCACACACGACGAGAUUACUGGCUCGCGAUUAUCCGAGAAGUGUUAUACCUUCACAAAUACAUAAAUAAGUUCAAGAUCAUCAUCGGCGUGGCGAAAGAUGAAGCUAUCUCAAAAGCUGUACUUGGCAUUUUACGUGUGCAAGCCAUUCAAGAACUUGGUUUAACAAACCCUGUGCGUUACGAGAAUCUUCUCCCGUUCAAUCUCUGUGAUCAGCUUCCUGGUGGGGAUCAUAUUCUUGAGACGCUUGCAGAGAUGUCGAGUUCGAGAGUGCUUGACCGAACAAACAAAGCCAAAGAAGGGUCUUUGUACUCGAUCUCGGCCUCAGAUAUGGUUUCCCAAUUGGGUUUAAUGUUUGGAUCAAGUCCAAGGGGUAGUAGUAGUAGUAGUCUUGUGGUAGGUGAAGUAGUGGUUGGAGAUGUGAAUCCAUUGGAAAGAGCUGUUAAGCAAUCAAGAAAGAACUAUGAGAAAGUGGUUCUUGCGCAAGAGACUGUAAAUGGAGUUAAAGUUGAUGGAAUCGACACCAAUUUAGCUGUGAUGAAGGAACUGCUACUUCCGGCUAUGGAAAUUUGGAACUGGCUUUUGUCGUUAGCGUAUUGGGACGAUCCUUUGAAGUCUUUUGGGUUCUGUCUCUUGUCCACUUUCAUAAUUUACAGGGGAUGGAUUGGCUAUGUAUCAGCCUCUGCCUUUAUCUUUAUAUCUGGUUUCAUAGUUAUCACGAGAUGUUUCAGCAAUAGAGAGAAAGUAAUGAUUGAGCUGAAAGUUACCGCGCCUCCUCCUAUGAACACAAUGGAACAGCUUUUAGCGGUCCAAAACGCGAUUUCGCAGUUUGAACAGUUCAUUCAAGACGCAAACAUUGUUCUCCUCAAGUUCCGAGCGUUAUUACUCGCCCUUUUCCCACAGGCGAGUGAGAAGUUUGCGGUUGCGGUUGUGAUCGCUGCGUUGAUGCUGAUGGUAGUUCCUUGGAACAUAUUGAUCCUGGUGGUGUUUCUUGAGUUGUUCACGAGAUAUUCGCCGCUGCGUAGAGCAAGCACGGAGCGGCUGAUGCGGCGGCUUAGAGAGUGGUGGUUCAGCAUUCCGGCUGCUCCUGUGGUUCUCGAACAGAACAAAGAUGAUAGCAAGAAAACCAAGUAA